Molecule: messenger RNA, 1711 nt
Organism: Polyodon spathula (Mississippi paddlefish)
Lineage: Eukaryota; Metazoa; Chordata; Actinopteri; Acipenseriformes; Polyodontidae
Product: dnaJ homolog subfamily B member 9-like
Exons: 3
Coding region: 86-751 (221 amino acids)
Cellular component (GO): endoplasmic reticulum
Molecular function (GO): misfolded protein binding; protein-folding chaperone binding
Source: RefSeq, a predicted model, not a curated record
CUCACAAAGUGGAAUGUGUGUUUACAGGAGCGUCAGCCUUCAUCGUUGAGCAGAAUACAGACGCAGAUUUUGGGUAACAGGCAAUAUGGCAUCAGCACAGGCAGCCUUAACAUUUGCUAUUUGUAUAUUAAUGAUAUCAGAAUUAAUAUUGGCAAAAAAGGACUACUAUGAUAUUCUGGGUGUGCCAAAAAGUGCAUCUGAACGGCAGAUCAAGAAGGCCUUUCACACACUUGCAAUGAAGUACCACCCAGACAAAAAUAAGAGUCCUGAUGCUGAGGCAAAAUUCAGGGAAAUAGCUGAAGCUUAUGAAACCUUGUCGGAUGAGAAAAGAAGAAAAGAGUAUGAUCAGUUUGACUACCGGGCAUUUACAAAUUCUGAAGGUGGGAAUGGACAACAUUUUGAUCAGCCAUUCAAUUUUAACUUCCAUGAUAUGUUUAAAGAUUUUGACGUGUUCAGUCAGAAUCACCAAGCUCGUCAAAAAAAGCAUUUUGAAAACCACUUCAGAGCUCACCAGGAAGCCCACCGGAAACACAAGCGACAUUUUCAAGAGUUCUCUUUUGGAGGGGGGGUCUUUGACGACAUGUUCGAAGACAUGGAAAAGAUGUUUUCCUUCAGUAGUUUGGACAGUACUCGAAGGCACGCAAUAAGAACUGAAAACAGGUUUCAAGGGUCUAGGAAGCAGCACUGCAGAACUGUCACACAACGAAGAGGAAAUAUGGUCACCACAUACACAGACUGUUCAGGAGCAUAAGUUACAAUGUUUCUUGCCUUGUUAGGUACAGUGGUUAACAUAUAACAAUCGGAUUUAAGUAUUUUUUUUUAAUAAUGCAGACAUAUUUAAUGUGUUGCCAAACAAACCUUUAAGUGUGUUAUUCAUGAGUAGGAGUGUGAUUCUAUCUUCACAUACACCUAAUCUUAAUUUUUUUAUUAUUUUUUUAUUUAAAGUGUGCUGCAGAGAUAACCUUAACAUUUACUCACAAAAAGAAUCGGGCAAUGCAGUUCAUAUUUGGCCCAUUUUAAAACAAACGCCCUGCAAUUAGAAAGUUCCAAUUAGUAGGAAUCGGUUUGUUUUGAGCAUUUUUUAUUUUUUAUUUUUAGUGAUCCAGUAAUAAAAAAAAAGGUAAUUGUAGUUUUCCAGGAAUCAAUACUUAUUCAUGUCAACAGGUUCAUUUUUUUUUUUUUUUUUUUUUUUUUUUUUUUAAAAGACAAUAAUAAUAUGAUGGCCAGGUUUUAAAACAUUCAAAUUUGAUUUGUAAACUAAAGGUUAUGGUAACAUUUCUCAUAUUAAUUUUAUAUUGAAUUAAAAUAUGCAGAAGACUUUGACAUUUAAAUGUGUACAAUGUAAAAUGUGUACAUGAUUUAUACUGAAGUGUACGUAGUACUCCUUAUCAGUUAAUACUCAGGAAGGCUAAAACUAUAUUUGCUUUCAAUAAUGAUCUGAAUUUCUGUAGUGUUUGAUUCUGUUACCUCAUGUCCUCUGUAGAGUCUGUGAUGUAUGGAUGUGUAAUGUGCAAUAUGUUAAACCAGCUUUUCCUAUGUUUGCUUGAUUACUUUCAUUCAUUGCUGGUUUUAUAUUAAUUGUUCAAUUUCUGUACAGCUGAAUUGUCAUGCACUUUCUCUCUUGCACUUAUUCCUAUGGAUACAUUUUAUGUACGAGUCUUAUGAUGAGUGCACAUGUCUGAAAAAAUAAAAUAUAUUUGUAAGAGCUAAA